UCUCCCAGGACUUUGGUUCUGUCACUGAGCGCUAAUUAAUUCGUACAGAUGACAAGAAUGAACGAUUUACAUUAGAAAUAGGUUACUUUUCCAUUAAGUGUUUGUUUAUACAAACAUGCAAAUGCUUUAAUUCUUUGUUAGGUCUGCACAGGAAGGAUCAUUAAUGUGAAGAGCGUUUAGCAGCAUCUGGCGGCCACUGAUUGCGCCUCGGCGGACUGCUGAGCAGCACUUGGCCUUCUUCAGAGGUGAAGGUGACUCGCCUCCAUUGAGGAGGGGAUGCAGAGACAGAGCCGCCAGCCCACCUCGCCGUCUCCUCCAAACUGAGCGUCAGUCGACCCGUCCAAGAGCAAAGCGCAUGGUUCCGUCUGCCUUUGAUGGGAAAGAAAUAACAGGUUUGGCGCAGAACGAAUACAGUGCGUGAUUUUUUCCCCUGUCUGGGUGGGUUUUCAUCGUGGAUGCGUAUGCAUGUGUUCUGCACCGAACGGGCGAAAAAACCGCCCCAGAACCGCCGCAAACAUUUUUCAGAUCGGGAAGGCUUCUCCGAGAGACCCGGAGAGGCGGGAGAGUACCGAGAGCACUCGCAAAGCACAGAGAGCCGUGGACGACUGCAGGAUGACCGUGCAGGAGUUCAACACUCUCGUGGCGCUGUAUCGUGAGCAGGUCAUCUCGAUCGGCGAGAUCUCGGCAGACUGUCCGUCUCUGCGCUCCCAGAUGCAAAAGACUCGCGUCAAAGGAUGCAACGUGGCCCGCGCGGCAUACCAAAACCUCACUGUCAUUUCAGGCCCAGAGGAUGGGGAGAUACAGCCGGAGAUCUGCCGGCUCUUCAUCCAGCUCCAGUGCUGCCUAGAGAUGUACAUCACCGAGAUGCUCAAGUCCAUGUGUCUUCUGGGGGUCCUGCAGAUCCACCGCAAAGGGAAUGAGCCUUGUCCAGAACCAAAUGUGGACUGCAAGGUGGAUGAGAGCUCCGACGUUCCCAUCCUGGAAGAACGUUCUUCUUCUCCGGUCGACUUCCCACAUGACUCCUGGAUGGUUUGCACAGACAUCGAGAACAUUGAAAGGGACAUAAGAGAGAUGAGGAAUCUUCUCAGCAAACUCAGGGACACCAUGCCUUUGCCAUUGAAAAAUCAAGAUGACAGUAGUCUGCUGAAUCUCACCCCGUUCCCACUCGUGAGGCAGAGGAAGAGACGUUUUUCUGGGCUCUGCUGUCUUGUAUCCGGAUGAGUCCCAGCUCCACCCCGCCCUCACCAACCCACCCACACACACCCACACACACACACAACCACACACACCCACACACCCACACCCACACACCCACACACACUUCUAUAAUCUAGAUGUAACCCGUCACUGAUCUGUCUCCAUCUCUAGCCUAUGACGAACAACUAUUUCAUUUGUCUCUUAUUUAUGUUUACCCAGUUUCUGAUGAGUCUCUAAUGCAAUUCUAACCUCCCUUUAGCACAUCUCUAGUUAGUUUCUAGCCCAUUUGUAAUCUCUCUGUGACUCAGAGCCAAAGACAGUUCAGACAAUGAAGAAUUAGUUUGUCUUCACCAAUAUAAAAAGAUGUCAAAAAUGCCCUGUCACCCAAAUAACAGGCUUUUUUUUAUGAGGUGCUCAGACCAUUAUCAAACUGCAGUGUGUAGAUGAUGGCUCUUUUGUCAGUGUAUCAGAUUUGAGAAAGCUGAAAAGUCUAAAUACCUUUUUUCAGUCUCAGGUGAACAACCAGGUUGACAAGAUUUAAGAUAUUGAGGGUUCUCUCCAAAAUACCAUUGCAGAUGAUGAUUACUGUUUGCACCAGAUCUGCCGUAUCUGAUCUACUGUAUAUCUCCCAACAGAGCCUUGUCAAACCUGUUUCACCCUUGCACCAAUUAUCUCUCUUUUUGCUCCUAUAUCUAUCUGUAAAGGUAGUCCUAGUCUGUCCAAUCAGUCUAAACUCCAUCACUAAUCUAUAUCUAAUCUCUGUCUGGUAAUUUCUGAAAUGUCCCUAACCAAUCUUGAGUGUGUAGCCGAGCUAAUCUGUCUAAAAUCGUUUUUGUCACCGACCUCUAUCCCUGAAGUUAACCUAAUCUGUCUUUGAGGUGGUCCUAAUUUAUAAUUUACCCGUUAUGCCUCUCUGAGUUAUCCCUAACCCUCUCUGUCCUCUUGUCUCUAUCCCUCGUCUGUCUCUCUAUCUAACCUAGAGUAUGUCUAAUCUGUCCAAACUGGUGGUCACUGAUAGAACAUUCUCCUCUGUUCCAUCUCUCUUCCUCGUCCAACCUGCCAUUAGUCUACAAUGUAAACUAAGAUGACUAACAAUACUUGUCCACCACCCUGUCUCUCCCCUCAUAUAGUUACUGCCAACUCGAACCUGCAUUGUAGUCAUUUACUGAAGGCUGACCACAUAUCAGAGUUUGACACAUACUGUCUGUACAAAGACAUUGAAUGGAGUGACUGUAACCAAUGAAUUUCAUGAUAUAUUUCAUUUACCAUAUUUGUUUACCAUCCUUGUGUACAUGAUGGAUGUGCAGUGUGUUAUAGACCAUGUCCUUGCCAUGUUAUUAGUCAGGUAUAUUCAAAGGGUCAAGCACCAGACUGAUAGCAGGAAAGAAAUUUUGUUUUUUUAACUGAUUUUUAUUGUCACUGUGCAAUGCAUUUUCUUCUUUAGUCUUCCAUAAGAAAGGGAAUCUGUAUUCAUAUAAUUUAUCUUUUUUUUUUCCAUUUAAGGGCUUUGUAAUGCUCUGUAUGAAAGCCAUCACCAAUCCAUUGUGAGCACAGUACAGAAAUCUGUGUAUAUAUUCAAAUAUACAUAUAUAAAAAAUAAUUUUAUGUAAGUAAAAGAAUGCUAUGUCUUCGUUAUUUUCCUCUUAUAUUCUGUCUCCUCUUUUGGCCAGUCUGAGGACUUCCUUCUUACUGUAUACAGUACAGGCAGAAUGUGUACAGCAUGGAUGUUGCUUGUAGCGUCAGAUGUGCUCAGUUGUCUCUCUGUGGUGUUGGCAUAAUGUAAAAGCCAUUUUUUAAAAUGAAUAAACUUUUUUUUAUUUAACAAUAA
Sardina pilchardus (European sardine) is the source of this 3025-nucleotide messenger RNA. It is a transcript of the gene rgs7bpb, whose product is annotated as regulator of G protein signaling 7 binding protein b. NCBI's taxonomy places the organism in Eukaryota, Metazoa, Chordata, Actinopteri, Clupeiformes, Clupeidae. The transcript is spliced from 6 exons. Gene Ontology annotation, cellular component: nucleus; postsynapse; neuron projection. Gene Ontology annotation, biological process: G protein-coupled receptor signaling pathway. The coding region runs from base 466 to 1221 and encodes 251 amino acids. The record is from RefSeq and is a predicted model, not a curated record.